Molecule: messenger RNA, 4164 nt
Organism: Coregonus sp. 'balchen'
Lineage: Eukaryota; Metazoa; Chordata; Actinopteri; Salmoniformes; Salmonidae
Source: the annotation of a GenBank genome assembly
AUGGCCUCACUGGGUAGGUGAGUCAAAUAAAAAAAGGGCUAAAAUAGUUUGUUGGAGAAGGUCCAGGGUAGUGAUGGGGGAAAAAAUCGAUAGUUACAUAUUCUCUUUGACUGUAUAUCAUAUUUUUUUGGACAAUAUUGCAAUAUUAUUUUUGCGCUAGUUGGCUGUACCUGCACCAAAACUCCAGUAUUUUUCCUUCAUAGCUUGUUCUCCAAUUUCUUUUUAACUGGGAAGCCAAUUUGUUUUCAGCACUUUUUUAAUUUCCAUGACUGAUCAAAACUAAUUUUCUCUUGGCUCUCUCUUGUCCCUCUGCGGCAGACAUAUUGGGAGCAAUAUGUUUGGAACAUCGAAUCACAAUAAAAUUACAGUAUCAAAUAGCAAUACAUAUACAAUUGUGAGAAUCGCAAUACUUAUCGUAUCAGCACCUAAGUAUCAUGAUAUCGUAUCGAAAGGUCCCUGGCAAUUUCCAGCCCUAGUGCAGGAUAUAACUUUGAAGUCGGACCUUUUCAGUUUCACAAACAGUUUGAUAGUGUGCCAGGUUUGUUUCCAUGCCAACUCCAUUACUGGGUAGAGUGAAAGGAGCUGUGAACUGAAGGCUCACUCAGGGUAAUGCAAACAUGGCCGUGUGGACAUUCUGAUAAAGGACACAAAGGUCUGUGUGAAAUGCUGUACAUUCUUCAAAGCCUUUGUUUGACUUUCAACUUGGAAACAUUUGUUGUUGUUUUUACACCGUGAUAAGCAUAGUAAAUAGGAAUUGAGGUAAUUGUGCACUGUAAAAAAAAAAGUGACCGUUUGCUCUCUAAAAGACUAUUACGUAACACAUGAAUUCAGAAUACACUAACUAUUACAUCACUGUUGACAAGGGGAAUGUGUCAUUAAGUAAGCAUUGUCUGAGCCAGAAUGGCCAAUAGAGCAGGAGCCUACUGUUUGUAGUGUGAGGCAGUCUGUCAUUAUACACCACUUGAUUUGUAACAACUGACCCCGCCUCUCCUUCCCAAUGCAGCCCAGACAAGCGAGGUGAUUGGAGAGUUUGGCCGUCUGUAUGAGCAGCAGUAUGCAGUGGCCCUCUUCAACAAGGUCCGCUUUGACAUCGAGGGAGGAGGGGGGCCCCAGCCACAGCUACUGCGCCGCAAGGUAACUAACACGUCCUCCUCUCCAGUCCCGCUCUCCUAUACUCCUUUACUCCUACUGUGUCUUCCCUGAGAAGGUGAUGGAAUAAUGAAGCGCAGACAUCUGGAACUGACAUCUGGAACACUUUUCCCACAUUAUGGUGAACCUGAAAAAGCUCACCUCACACUAUAUCAAAUGAAUGGCAAUCUAAGAGUGACUCAGGACAGAUAUAAUGCUGAUUUACACUCCCAUGCUUUUAGUGUGUUCUGAAGAUUUAAGUGUGUUUAGAUCACUAGAUAGUUUAUUAUAAAUACAGUAUGAGAGUAGCCCUGAUUUGUAGGCCACUUCCACUUAAGCCAGAUGAGUCUGCUUGAGAGUUCCAUGGUACGGAGGGAAAGAUCUCAAUGUUCCUUCUAUGGUUCUAUCUCUGUGUAGCAGAUGUUAGUUAGCAGGGCUAGUGAAGAACAAGUAGCCGUGGUGUGUCGUGGUGACCUCAUCUGCAGUGAGAGAUCUCAAAUUAACCGCGCUACUGACGGAGUGAGAAGUAAGCUUGAACAACUGCUACAGUUGACAUUAGGGCGAGUAACGUCAUAGUGGUCACACCUAGUAAAUUCUUUAUUAGGAUUCUCCUGGGUGUCCAGUGUCUCUAGCCAUGGUUUAUUAUACCUUUUUUAAAGGCUGCACAGUGCCAUUCCCUUGUAAAGAGAAACAGUUACAUUCUGUCUGGUGCUACCGCUGCACUCAGAAUGCUAACUACAUGAAGUUGUGUGGAAGUGACUAAAGUCUUGGUCCGCAUCCCAAGUGCCACACUAUUCCCUAUGUAGCGCUGUUCAAAAGUAGUGCACUAUAAAAGUAAUAGGAUACACUUUUUUUUUUGGAGAAAUGCCUGCUGUUCUCUUGGGCGUAUGAUUGGGUAAACUAAACAAUACUACUCCAGUGUCUAGGCUACAGUUGAGUCAUCACUUACAGACAGUAGUAUCACACAUGGGAUUGUAGUGUAAGUAUGCCUGAUGUUUCUAAAGGAACGCAAAGGCUUUAAGUUUUAGGCCACUCCUUGGCUUUCUGGAGUAUUACAAAAUCAUGGAAUUUAUUGUUUGACGUAAAAAUAUAUGGUCCAUGAAUGUGGAUCUAUCCACACAGAAGUGAUGUCCCUUCAUGCCAGUCAUCAUUGGGAUGUGUACUGACUCACCCUGUCUGUCCCACUCAGGCCCCGCUGGAGAAUAGGUCCAUCUUCUCUGGAGCUCUGUUCCAGUUUCUGGAGGAGAACAAGAAAUGGAGAAACCGUUUCCUCUUCGUUCCUGACUCCUACAACAUCAACUACUAUGACAACAAAGCGGUAAGGGAGAAUUUCAUUCAAAUGUCCCACGCUUACCCACACAUACAGUACCAGUCAAAAGUUUGGACACACCUACUCAUUCAAGGGUUUUUAGAAUAAUAGUGAAGACAUCAAAACUAUGAAAUAACACAUAUGGAAUCAUGUAGUAACCAAAAAAGUGUUAAACAAAUCAAAAUAUAUUUGAGAUUAUUCUAAGUAGCCACCCUUUGCCUUGAUGACAGCUUUGCACACUCUUGGCAUUCUCUCAACCAGCUUCAUGAGGUAGUCACAUGGAAUCCAUUUCAAUUAACAGGUGUGCCUUGUUAAUUUGUGGAAUUUCUUUCUUUCCUUAAUGCGUUUGAGCCAAUCAGUUGUGUUGUGACAAGAUAUGGGUGGUAUACAGAAGAUAGCCCUAUUUGGUAAAAGACCAAGUCCAUAUUAUGGCAAGAACAGCUCAAAAAGCAAAGAGAAACAACAGUCCAUCAUUACUUUAAGACAUGAAGGUCAGUCAAUCUGGAAAAUGUCAAGAACUUUGCAAGUUUCUUCAAGUGCAGUUGCAAAAACCAUCAAGCGCUAUGAUGAAACUGGCUCUCAUGAGGACUGCCACAGGAAAGGAAGACCCAGAGUUACCUCUACUACAGAGGAUAAGUUCAGUAGAGUUACCAGCCUCAGAAAUUGCAGCCCAAAUCAAUGCUUCACAGAAUUCAAGUAACAGACACAUCUCAACAUCAACUGUUCAGAGGAGACUGCGUGAAUCAGGCCUUCAUGGUCGAAUUGCUGCAAAUAAACCACUACUAAAGGACACCAAUAAGAAGAAGAGACUUGCUUGGGCCAAGAAACACACGCAAUGGACAUUAGACUGGUGGAAAUCUGUCCUUUUGAUCUGAUGAGUCCAAAUUUGAGAUUUUUGGUUCCAAAAAUAUAUAUAUACACACACACACACCUUAGCUCAGUUGCAUUAUGAUGGUGUAUUUUGUUUCAAUAUUAGUGAAUUAGCUAAUAAAAGGCUACUAUAUCUGCUAGUAUCAUUCUCUUAAAUCUACCAUGUCCUUGUGUUCCCGUCCAGUCUCAUGAGAGAGGGCUGCAUCCCAAGGGAACCAUCAACUGUGCCGGAUACAAAGUGCUGACCUCGAUGGAUCAGUACCUGGAGCUGCUCAACAACAGCCUGCCUGGUGAGAACAUGUUACGACUGAAAACCAGGGGAGGUGUGGAGGAGAGUAGCAGGGGAGGGGUGGGCGUGAGGCACAUGUUACAACUGCUCACCCAAUUGUCAUAUAUAAUCCUUUAAAUGGGGAGGCUUCAUACGGUACUUAUUAUGAAAAGCUUAAUGUUAUUUGAUGUUCUAAAGAGCUUGAGGCUGUAGGUGUGAUCAUGUGUUUCUCAAUUUCGCAGUGUUACUUUAAACUACUAGUGUUCAAAUACCAUAUAAAACACAGGAAAAUCUGCUUUUUGACUAUACUGGGCCUUUAAGUUGUUUUCAGUGUGAGUGUAUGAUUCCAAAACCAUGCAGAGAGGGCGACGUGGCCACCCACUGAUACAGGAAUAUGUGUGUGUGUGUUUCAGGUGUAAAGGCUAAAGUGGGCAACUCUCCGUUCCUGAAGUGCGCCACCGAGUUCCCUCUGAUCCUGUGGCACCCGUAUGCCCACCACUACUACUUCUGUGUGGCGACGGCGAAAGAACAGCAGAAGUGGCAUGCAGUCUUUCAGGACUGUGUGAGACAUACCAAUGAUGGUGAGUAA